Mollisia scopiformis is the source of this 1737-nucleotide messenger RNA. RefSeq names its product alpha-methylacyl-CoA racemase. Bases 1 to 1737 code for a protein of 578 amino acids. The transcript is spliced from 3 exons. The record is from RefSeq and is a predicted model, not a curated record. Gene Ontology annotation, molecular function: catalytic activity. NCBI's taxonomy places the organism in Eukaryota, Fungi, Ascomycota, Leotiomycetes, Helotiales, Mollisiaceae.
AUGUCAACUCUCGAUGAGAAGAAUGGAAUGUCAGGACAGUCAUAUUCUGUCCCUCGCGAGUCAGAGAAAUUGUUUCGAGAAGGCGUGCUAAGGAAUCCGUUGAUUGCUAAGAGUUUACCGGCCGGCAUUGAGAAGUUCGCUGACAAGGUGAAGUAUGUUGGGUCUGAAAAACCGAGUAUACCGAUCAACUGGAGGUUCGCGGAGAGUACAUCAGCUCUGAAAGGACUCGAAGCCACGGUUCUGAAUGCCUUGCUGGUAAAGAAAUAUGGCAUCGAGCCACAAGAGGUGGUAAUCAACACCGACCACGCCCAACUAUUCAUCAUGUCAACCCUCAUCUGGACCAUCGACCCCACCGGCGAAAAGAUCCCUGGCAUGAGCCCCAAAUCAGAAAAAUACUUCCCCAGCUUCGACAUCCACCGCCAAGCCAGCACCCACCACCGGAAUUCCGCUACCAACAUAUACAAAACGAAAGAUGGCCGCUAUUUCCACCUCCACGGCUCCAUGAACCCCGACCCCUCGCUCAACAGCAUCGGACUCCCCCUCGAACUAGACGCUUCUUCCGUGGAGGAAUCGUGGAAACCAUUCACGGAGAAGAUAGGACAGAUUAACUCGCAAGAAAUGCAGAGACUUGCCUCCGAUGUGUACAAACAAGCUGGAACCAUCUGCUGGACGAAAGAAGAGUAUCUGAAUUCCGAGCACGGGAAAGCAAAUGCCCACGUGGGACUUUACGAAAUUCAUUCCCACCCUAACCCAGCCCAAAGGUCUGGAUGGUGGACAGAUGCCCCUCUCACAGGCAUCAAGAGACCGCUCGCUGGCCUGAAAGUCCUGGACAUCACCCGCGUCAUCGCAGCACCGGCCAUCGGAAGAGGAUUAGCGGAGAUUGGCGCGAGCGUGAUGCGGGUUACGGCUCCGCAUCUGGUAGAUUACUCUUCUUUGCACUGCGAUCUGAAUUGGGGGAAAUGGAACACAUUUCUUGAUUUCCGCAAAGAAGAAGAUAGGGAGAAAAUGAGGAAAUUUGUGCUAGAAGCAGAUGUUGUGAUUUCGGGGUAUAGACCUGGGGUUUUGGAUAAGUGGGGGUUUGGGCUGGAGGGGAUAUUGAAGAUUUGUGAGGGGAGGGGGAGAGGGGUUGUUUAUGCGAGGGAGAAUUGCUAUGGGUGGAAUGGGCCGUGGAGGGAUCGGAGUGGGUGGCAGCAGAUCAGUGAUGCGAACUGCGGAGUUUCGAUGGAAUUCGGAAGAGCGAUGGGUAACGAUGAAGCCGUAACUCCCGUCUUUCCGAACUCGGAUUACUGCACCAGCAUCGGGGGCGUAACCGGCAUCCUGACUGCUCUCAUGCGACAAGCCGAAGAUGGAGGUUCGUAUACCAUUGACGUUGCUCUGAAUUACUAUUCUCAAUGGCUUAUCAACUCCUGCGGCACAUAUCCCGAGGAAAUCUGGCAAGACGUCUGGAAUCGAAACGGCCGUCAAGUCUUCCGACAUUAUCACAAUAUGACUUACACCCUACCUCGAUACAUGAAGAUGCUUUUAGAGAACAGCUCAACCACCGUUCUGAACCCUGAAUGGUUCCACACAAUCGAGUCGAAAGCCGCAGGAGCUAAGAUCCGCUGCGUGAAACCGAUUCUGCAAUUCCCUGGCAACAAGGUACAGCUAGGAUUCAACGUCGGGACGAGAACAAACGGUGUCGAUCAACCGAGAUGGCCGCAUGAUCUCAUGGUAGAAAUAGUGACAAAAGAUAAUUAA